Molecule: messenger RNA, 174 nt
Organism: Puccinia graminis f. sp. tritici CRL 75-36-700-3
Lineage: Eukaryota; Fungi; Basidiomycota; Pucciniomycetes; Pucciniales; Pucciniaceae
Exons: 2
Coding region: 1-174 (57 amino acids)
Source: RefSeq, a predicted model, not a curated record
AUGAACAAGAACAUCUCCGGUGAUUAUAAUCUAAAUGCUGGCCUUGAAAGUCAAAGGGGCGAGGCAAAGUAUAUCCAGCUUGAUAAACUAUUCAUGGAUCCCACCUUCAUCAUUGAGAAAGCCCUGUUUGUUGAAGUCACAUUGUCUGAGAAAUGGGGAACAACUUGUGAGUAA